Callorhinchus milii (elephant shark) is the source of this 3330-nucleotide messenger RNA. RefSeq names its product CSE1 chromosome segregation 1-like (yeast) (gene cse1l). Gene Ontology annotation, cellular component: cytosol; nuclear envelope. The transcript has 25 exons. Lineage: Eukaryota; Metazoa; Chordata; Chondrichthyes; Chimaeriformes; Callorhinchidae. Gene Ontology annotation, molecular function: small GTPase binding; nuclear export signal receptor activity. The record is from RefSeq and is a predicted model, not a curated record. Gene Ontology annotation, biological process: protein export from nucleus; protein import into nucleus. Bases 91 to 3006 code for a protein of 971 amino acids.
CGCCAUUUUCCUGAGGUUUGAACGCGGCUCCCGAGUCGCCAUCGUUCUCGAUUCACCCCCCAAAAAAAGGAAGAAAACAGACUUGUGAACAUGGACCUCAGUGAUGCCAAUUUACAACUGCUGUCUGGAUUCCUGAAGAAGACUCUUGAUCCUGAUCCUGUUGUUAGGAGACCAGCUGAAAAGUUUCUCGAGUCUGUGGAGGCAAGCCAGAACUACCCGCUACUGCUGUUGACUCUUGUUGAGAAGUCUCCAGACACUGUCAUGAAAGUGUGUGCAAGUGUAACUUUCAAAAACUACAUCAAAAGAAAUUGGCGAAUUAUUGAAGAUGAGCCAAACAAAAUCUGUGAAGCAGACCGAGUGGCUAUUAAAGCCAAUAUUGUGAACCUCAUGCUGAGCAGUCCUGAGCAGAUUCAGAAACAGCUGAGUGAUGCUAUCAGUAUCAUUGGCCAUGAAGAUUUCCCUCAGAAAUGGCCGCAUCUUUUAACAGAAAUGAUCAAUCGAUUCCAAACUGGAGACUUUCAUGUUAUUAAUGGAGUACUUCGAACAGCACACUCCUUAUUUAAAAGGUAUCGCCAUGAAUUCAAAUCAAAUGAACUGUGGACGGAGAUUAAACUAGUGUUGGACACUUUUGCAGAGCCCUUAACUGUACUCUUCAAGACAACUAUUGAGCUCUGCCGUACACAUGCCAAGGAUGUCAAUGCGUUGAAAGUUCUCUUCUCUUCCCUGGUUUUGAUUGCUAAACUGUUCUACAGCUUAAACUUUCAGGAUUUGCCAGAGUUUUUUGAGGACAACAUGGAAACCUGGAUGACCAACUUUCAUAGUCUACUCACUUUGGAUAAUAAAUUACUGCAGACUGAUGAUGAAGAAGAAGCUGGUUUGCUGGAGUUGUUGAAGUCCCAAAUCUGUGACAAUGCUGCACUGUAUGCUCAAAAAUAUGAUGAGGAAUUCCAGCCCUACCUACCCCAGUUUGUGACUGCCAUUUGGAAUCUCCUUGUUACAACUGGACAGGAAGUGAAAUAUGAUUUGCUGGUGAGCAACGCUAUCCAAUUCCUUGCAUCUGUUUGUGAAAGACCACACUACAAACAUCUGUUUGAAGACCAGAAUACACUAACCAGUAUUUGUGAAAAAGUUAUCGUCCCAAACAUGGAAUUUAGAGCUGCUGAUGAAGAGGCCUUUGAGGAUAAUUCCGAAGAGUACAUAAGAAGAGAUGUAGAGGGCUCAGACAUUGACACCAGGAGACGAGCAGCUUGUGAUUUGGUGCGAGGUCUUUGCAAAUACUUUGAAGGGCCUGUAACAGCAAUAUUCUCUGGCUAUGUAAAUUCCAUGUUAGACCAAUAUGCCAAAAAUCCUUCUGUUAAUUGGAAACACAAAGAUGCUGCAAUUUAUCUGGUAACAUCGCUUGCUUCGAAAGCUCAAACUCAAAAGCAUGGAAUAACUCAAGCAAAUGAGCUUGUAAAUUUAACGGAUUUCUUCAUUAAUCACAUAUUAUCUGACUUAAAAUCGCCAAAUCUGAACGAGUUUCCUGUGCUGAAAGCAGAUGCUAUUAAAUACGUCAUGAUCUUUAGGAGUCAGCUUCCAAAGGAACAACUUUUGGUGUCCCUGCCCAUGUUAAUUAACUACUUGCAAGCAGAGAGCAUUGUUGUUCAUACAUAUGCUGCUCAUGCUCUUGAAAGGAUCUUCACGAUGAGAGGACCAGAUAAUGCUACUCUAAUCUGUUCUGCAGAGCUGGCGCCCAUGGUUGAACUGUUGUUAACAAACCUCUUUAAAGCUCUGACUCUACCUGGGUCAAGUGAGAACGAGUAUGUUAUGAAAGCUAUUAUGAGAAGUUUCUCCCUUCUCCAGGAGGCAGUUGUCCCUUAUGUUCCCACACUCAUCACCCAGCUAACACAGAAACUGUUGUUGGUCAGCAAGAAUCCCAGCAAGCCACAUUUUAACCAUUAUCUGUUUGAGUCUCUCUGCCUUUCUGUGCGGAUAACCUGCAAGGCAAACCCCACCACAGUGAGAAGUUUUGAAGAAGCUCUCUUCCCAGUGUUCACAGAGAUUCUGCAGAAUGAUGUGCAAGAAUUUCUUCCUUACGUGUUUCAAGUGAUGUCUCUGCUCCUGGAAAUCCACACAGCUGAUAUCUCUCCAUCCUACAUGGCUCUCUUUCCUCAUUUGUUGCAACCACUCCUCUGGGAACGUGUAGGGAACAUCCCACCUCUUGUGAGAUUACUUCAGGCUUUCCUGGAGAAAGGAGCAAAUACUAUAGCUACAGCAGCACCUGAUAAAAUUCCAGGGUUACUGGGAGUUUUCCAAAAGUUAAUUGCAUCCAAAGCAAAUGACCAUCAAGGCUUCUACCUGCUUAACAGUGUAAUUGAGCACAUGCCUCCGGAGAUCAUGCACCAAUACAAGAAGCAGAUUUUUAUUGUUCUCUUCCAGCGACUUCAAAACUCAAAAACAACCAAAUUUGUCAAAAGUUUUCUGGUGUUUGUUAACCUUUAUGGUGUGAAGUAUGGAGCAAUAGCCUUACAGGAAAUCUUCGACAGUAUUCAGCCAAAAAUGUUCGGUAUGGUUUUAGAAAAAAUCGUUGUUCCAGAGGUACAGAAGGUGUCUGGGCAGAUUGAGAAAAAAAUCUGUGCAGUGGGAAUUACAAAGAUCCUUACAGAAUGUCCCUGCAUGAUGGACACUGACUACACCAAGCUGUGGACUCCUUUGCUACAAGCACUUAUUGGUUUAUUUGAAUUGCCUGAAGACGACAGCAUCCCUGAUGAUGAACAUUUCAUUGAUAUUGAGGAUGCACCGGGUUACCAGACUGCUUUCUCCCAGCUGGCCUUUGCAGGAAAGAGAGAACAUGAUCCCAUUGGUGCAUCAGUGAGCAAUCCUAGAGUCCAUCUGGCUCAGUGUCUCCACAAACUCUCCACAGCAUGUCCAGGCAGGGUGCCAUCAAUGAUCAGCACAAGUUUAAAUGCUGAGGCUUUACAGUAUUUGCAAAGCUAUCUUCAGGCUGCAAGCGUGCAACUGGUUUGAAUUUGUUUUGACUAAAGACUUUUUUUUUAAAAGGCUCUUUCCGUAGGUGCUUGCACGGAGAACAUCAUUAGUGUAUGCGGUAGGAAUAAACCUGGGAAAUAGUUGAAUCACUGGCUGGAGAUGAUUGACUAACUUUGUCAAAUAGUGUUAGCCAAUAUCUGUUCUGUGUAGAUUUAACAUUUCAUGAACUCUUUGGAUACACUAUUUGUCUUUAUUUAUGUUCUCUAAAAUACUCUGAUUGAAGAAAUGUGAAACAAAGUACCCACAUAUGCAUUGAUCUGUACAGUUAUUCCAGUGUAAAAUAAAAUUGAAAAUUAUUCAAAA